Messenger RNA from Gasterosteus aculeatus aculeatus (three-spined stickleback), 2424 nucleotides. It is a transcript of the gene cabp1a, whose product is annotated as calcium binding protein 1a. NCBI's taxonomy places the organism in Eukaryota, Metazoa, Chordata, Actinopteri, Perciformes, Gasterosteidae. Gene Ontology annotation, cellular component: cytoplasm. The record is from RefSeq and is a predicted model, not a curated record. Gene Ontology annotation, molecular function: calcium channel regulator activity; calcium ion binding.
CAGCGCCGUUUGUGCCCCAAUCCGCUGCGCCGUCUGCCUGCGCGCUCCGGACGCGCUGCCGCACCACAGCAAGCAGGUGGUGAAAUGUCGCCUUAACUUAACGCGCUCUGCUACGCUAACAUGGGUCGACGAUGGACGCGAGACGACGUGCGAUGUCGAUGAGCGACCCGCCGGGACCGACUAGACCACAACCGCAGCAAUGAGCGCCUCCUUCCCCAAAUCUGAAUCCACGACCUCCUUGCUGAAAUCCUCCUCUGCGGCGAGGCGACCGACACACCUCCCAGAACGCGCAGCGGAGAGCCGGAGAAGUCAGCCGCAUACGCACCAGCACCACCACCGUCCCGCUGCGCUCCACAGCAACAGCAACGCCGACGAGUCCUUCUGGUCCGCCGAGGGCGAUGUCAGCGCCCGCAGACCCCUGUGCCACCCGUCCCUCGCCGGCGGGCAGGACAGUAGUAACAACGCAGCCCUUCGGGUCAAGGGUAAGUCGCGCGUCCCCCACAGCCAAGUUCCUGACCCGCCGGAGCCAAACGGCGAGGUGGACCGAGGCGUGAAGGAGCGCUGCAGGUCAUCCAAGCCCGCGCACCGGCACCACCACCGCAGGAAGCAUAACCGGGAGGACCGUGCACUGGCAGCGCAGCCGCCUGCACCGGAGCAUCCCGGUCGCUGCCCAACGCACGGCCGACCGGUCCCCAGGGUGCCGUCCCCGUCGGACAGCAACGACGACAGGACGCCCCUCUGUGAGCCGAGGGACCAUAGAGGGGUCGGUCUGGCUGAUACCGGCGGUCAGGUCGACAGUCCGUCCCCGUCCACCUGCUCCCCGGUGCCGCUGUCCAGUAGGUCCUCUCACCGCUCCCGGAGGUCCAGUGCUGCUUCCUCCGCGUCUGACGUCAACACACGCACUAUCCUCAAUUCACUGUUUGGGCAGGACAGAGAGCUGCGUCCAGAGGAAAUGGAUGAGUUGCGGGACGCUUUCAAAGAGUUUGACAAGGACAAGGAUGGUUUCAUCAGCUGUAAAGACCUUGGAAAUUGUAUGAGAACUAUGGGAUACAUGCCCACUGAAAUGGAGCUGAUUGAACUGAGUCAACAGAUAAACAUGAACUUGGGAGGUCAUGUUGAUUUUGAGGAUUUUGUAGAGUUGAUGGGCCCCAAACUCCUCGCCGAAACGGCCGACAUGAUUGGAAUAAAAGAGUUGAAAGACGCGUUUAGAGAGUUUGACACUAAUGGAGAUGGUGCCAUAAGCACAUCUGAGCUCCGAGAUGCGAUGAGGAAAUUAUUGGGCCAGCAGGUGGGUCUGAAGGAAGUAGAAGAUAUCCUGAGGGAUGUUGACCUGAAUGGUGACGGCCUUGUCGACUUUGAAGAAUUUGUUCGAAUGAUGUCUCGCUAAGAUCAUGAAAUGAGCGGUUCUGAAUGUGAAGCUGUGUCCUUCUCCAUACUUGACCAAGAACAACAGAGGACAGGCUUAGAUCUCUGAGCUAUUCGAUUCUGAAUAACACUGGAAUUAAAACUCCUCGAAUGUUGUGGAGCAAGGAGUCACCCCACACUUUCAAUCAGUGUUCAAGUGUUCUUCCUGAAAAGUCUCCAGUUCAACUGAGGCCAAAUUAGCUGUAGCCUAGCUGGUGAUUGUCCAACUUGUGUUUUUGCACUUUAAUUCUCACUAAAUAACUGUGCGGAUACAUUGCUGGUGUGUCUUCUCAUCUUCUACGUGGGGAAAAAAUAGGUCUUGCAAAAUGUUGCAACAAAGUCAGGAUGUGAGAGGGGAUUCCUGUAGAAAAUAUGUAAAAGAUCAGUCCACUGUUCAAGUUAUGUUUUCACACAGUAUGUGUUGUAUUAGAAAUUGUAAGUGGAAUGUCAUUUGUGUGACAUCGGUGCUCCAACCAGGAACACAUGUGGCAAUAUAGCACCUGUAUUGUGGCUGUGUGACCAUCUGUGGUUUCUCACUGUGCAAGUCAAGUCCUAUAAAAAUGUCACUGUCAGACAAAAACAUGCAACAACGAAGCAGAUCUCUGAUAUUGAACUCUGAAACGCAUUUCAUGUAUGUUAUUCGCUACAAUAGAUCAGGGGUAUUGUUUGUUGCCUUUUCAAAGAUACCACGGUGGUAAGUAAGUGCUCACGGUUUGGAAUGUUUAAUGUAGCUUUUGGAACAAGUGAUCUUUUAAAAAACCCAUACUACCCCGUCUGAGAUCACACAGUAGGAAUGACGUAUGUGAACAGGACUUGUAGUGGAUGUGAUUGUGUCGUACCUGGACUGUUUGUCAGUGUCAAUAUGAUUGUAGUUGUGGUAACUUUCCACACCUCUGUGUUGUCGAAAGCAAUGUUCAUGCAUGCCAAAGAGAAAAUGUGUUAAAAUUCUGUAUGGAGAUUUGCAUUUUUGUCAAACAAGUAAAUAAAACAUUUCCAGAAGGUAAAAAUAUUUACAUUUGA